AUGACGAACAGUAAAAAGGUGCAGCAAGAAAUCGAUCGCCUGCUGCGGCGCACGCAGGAUGGCAUCGAGAGCUACGAGGUGCAAUACAACAAGUUCCUCAAGGCUGACACACCGCAGUCAAAGGCACGACUUGAGGGCGAUCUCAAGAGGGAGAUCAAAAAACUGCAGCGCUUCCGCGACUCAAUCAAGGCGAUGAUCAUCACCCCGGAGGUGAAGGACAAGAAGGCGCUGGAGUUGCACCAAAAAAGCAUUGAGGAAAAAAUGGAGGUUUUUAAGUCGUGUGAGCGGGAGACGAAGACAAAGGCGUACAGCAAGGAGGCACUGUUGGCCGCCUCCCCGCACAAAACCCCGCAGGCACACACCGAGGCGUGGCUGAAGGCUGCCAUGGAGGACGCACGCAAGCAGAUUGAGAUUAUCGAGUAUGACGUGGAACGCAAUACGCGUGGGAACCAUGGGCGCGGCAAGGGGGCGGGGCCCGCCGAGGCUAGUGCGGCUGCAGAAGCUUCAGUUUCAUCUAGGAAAGCUUGA
Messenger RNA from Trypanosoma rangeli, 528 nucleotides. RefSeq names its product CCR4-NOT transcription complex subunit 3. The transcript has a single exon. The coding region runs from base 1 to 528 and encodes 175 amino acids. NCBI's taxonomy places the organism in Eukaryota, Euglenozoa, Kinetoplastea, Trypanosomatida, Trypanosomatidae. The record is from RefSeq and is a predicted model, not a curated record. Gene Ontology annotation, cellular component: CCR4-NOT core complex; P-body; nucleus. Gene Ontology annotation, biological process: nuclear-transcribed mRNA poly(A) tail shortening; regulation of DNA-templated transcription.